AUGACCGAGGUGAAGGCCAAGGAGCCCCGAGCGCCUUCGUCCGCCCGAGACGGGGCGGUGCUGCUGCAGGCUCCCCCCAGCCGCGGAGAAGCGGAGGGCAUCGACGUCGCCCUGGACGGGCUGCUCUACCCCAGAAGCAGCGACGAAGAGGAAGAGGGCGAGGAGAAGGAGGAAAAGCCACAGCAGCGGGAGGAGGAGGAGGAGGACCGGGAGGACCGGGACUGCCCCUCGUACCGGCCGGGCGGCGGCUCGCUUUCCAAGGACUGUCUGGACAGCGUCCUGGACACCUUCCUGGCUCCCGCGGCUCAUGCCACGCCCUGGUCCCUGUUCGGGCCGGAGGUGCCAGAGGUGCCCGUCGCCCCUAUGAGCCGCGGACCUGAGCAGAAGGCUGUGGACGCCGCCCCGGCGGCUCCCGGCCCCUCGCAGCCGAGACCCGGGGCUCAGCUGUGGCCGGGCGCCGACACUCUGAGCGUCGCCGUGAAAGCGCGUCCAGGAGCCGAGGGCCCCAGCGAGGGUAGAGCCCCGGGGCUGCCCAGCGCCGAGGAGCGCGGCUUCCCGGAGCGGGACGCGGGGCCCGGAGAAGGCGGCCUAGCGCCCGCCGCGACCGCUUCCCCGGUGGCUGUGGAGCCGGGCGCGGGGCAGGACUACCUGCACGUGCCCAUCCUGCCGCUCAACUCUGCCUUCCUGGCCUCGCGCACGCGGCAGCUGCUGGACGUGGAGGCGACGUACGAGGGCAGCGCCUUCGGACCGCGCUCCUCGCCCUCCGCCCCCGCCGCGGACUUGGCGGAGUACGGCUACCCGCCGCCCGACGGCAAGGAGGGUCCCUUCGCUUACGGCGACUUCCAGAGCGCGUUGAAGAUCAAGGAGGAGGGCGUCGGUCUGCCCGCCGCCCCCCCUUCGUUCCUGGGCGCCAAGGUUGCCCCCGCCGACUUCGCACAGCCUCCGCGUGCCGCGCAGGAGCCCUCGUUGGAGUGCGUCCUCUACAAGGCCGAGCCGCCCCUCCUGCCCGGCGCGUACGGACCGCCGGCGGCCCCCGACAGCCUGCCGUCCACCUCGGCCGCGCCGCCCGGCCUCUACUCGCCGCUCGGCCUCAACGGGCACCACCAGGCGCUGGGCUUCCCCGCGGCCGUGCUGAAGGAGGGCCUGCCCCAGCUGUGCCCGCCCUACUUGGGCUACGUGCGGCCAGAUACAGAAACCAGCCAAAGCUCCCAAUACAGCUUUGAAUCACUACCCCAGAAGAUUUGUCUCAUCUGUGGCGACGAGGCUUCUGGUUGCCACUACGGAGUACUCACCUGUGGGAGCUGUAAAGUCUUCUUUAAAAGGGCAAUGGAAGGGCAGCACAACUAUUUAUGUGCUGGAAGAAAUGACUGCAUAGUUGAUAAAAUUCGUAGGAAGAAUUGUCCAGCGUGUCGCUUGAGGAAGUGCUGUCAAGCUGGAAUGGUCCUGGGAGGUCGAAAAUUUAAAAAGCUUAACAAAAUUAAGGUUGUGAGGACAUUAGAUGUUGCACUCCAGCAGCCAGCAGCCCUUCAGGAUGAAAGCCAGUCUCUAUCGCAAAGGCUGUCCUUUUCUCCAAAUCAAGAAAUACAGUUUGUUCCCCCAGUGAUAAGUGUUUUGCGAGGCAUUGAGCCUGAAGUUGUCUAUGCUGGUUAUGACAAUACAAAACCUGAAACACCAAGUUCCUUGCUGACCAGUCUAAAUCAUCUUUGUGAGAGGCAACUUCUUUGUGUAGUCAAGUGGUCAAAAUUGCUACCAGGAUUUCGGAAUUUACACAUUGAUGAUCAGAUAACUCUCAUCCAGUAUUCCUGGAUGAGUCUAAUGGUUUUUGCAAUGGGAUGGAGAUCAUACAAACAUGUCAGUGGUCAGAUGUUGUAUUUUGCACCAGAUCUGAUUCUGAAUGAACAGAGGAUGAAAGAAUCGUCGUUCUAUUCGCUGUGUCUCUCCAUGUGGCAGCUCCCACAGGAGUUUGUCAGACUCCAAGUUAGUCAAGAAGAGUUUCUAUGUAUGAAAGCACUGCUGCUUCUCAAUACAAUUCCUUUGGAAGGUCUAAGAAGUCAAAACCAAUUUGAUGAGAUGAGAACGAGUUACAUUAGAGAACUGGUGAAGGCCAUUGGCUUGCGCCAGAAAGGUGUUGUGGCUAAUUCCCAGCGUUUCUAUCAGCUUACAAAACUGAUGGAUUCCAUGCAUGAUCUAGUGAAACAGCUCCAUCUCUUCUGUCUGAACACAUUUCUCCAGUCCCGUGCACUGAGCGUUGAGUUCCCUGAGAUGAUGUCAGAGGUGAUUGCUGCACAGCUGCCCAAGAUUCUGGCAGGGAUGGUGAAACCUCUUCUCUUUCACAAGAAGUGAAAUGUCUUUUCUCUUACCAUAGGGAUGAUUUCUGGGUCGGUUUUUGUUUGUUUAUUUUGGUCAAGAUUUUGCAAUGUCAGGACUUCAGUGUAUUUGUCAUACCCUGCCUACUGCUUUGUACUUGUAACAUACACAAGCCAUUUAAGCUUGAUGUACAUAUUGUGAGUUCCUGAUUCCUUAGCUGCAAAAAUCACAACAGUCGGAAGAAAUGUUUUGUAAACUUGGGUAGAUUGCUAUUUAGAUAUGCGUAAGAAUGACACUAGAGUUUUCAGAUUUCUAAGAACAGUUAUCUUAUACAUUUUUCUUACAUAUUACACACUUUCAGAUUUCUGAUACGUCAUGGUGAAAACUUUUUAAUACAUUGUGUGCAUGUGUACACGUGGGCAUGCGCAUGGUCCUGAAGUUUUUGAGGGAAUUAAAAUGUAUAUUGCCCACACUUUCUCACGGAUAUUUGACUUUUUAUUUACUAAUCUGCUUCACAGAAAUAUCCUUUCAAAGUCAGCUGUUCAAGUUUAAGUAGAUACCACUGCAAUGCCUUCAUGAGUAACUAAAGCGCUCUCUGUAAAACGUGUGAAUAUGGAUUCAUGUUCUUCUCUGUGCUCAUAUUGUAUUGAAAUUCUGAUACCAGUGUGCUUCUUUCUGCAUCAUUCAGUGCAGUUCUUCAAAAAUCAGAAGGCAGAGGAAAAUUUCAGUAUAUAUUACACCAGAAGUAAGAUGUAUGUAAACCCACACGGCUUCAGUUUGUGUUAUUUUCCUUCAAAGUUUGGCACUUAGUAAAGCUAAAACACAUUGUUGUAAUCUUAAAUUUAGCAACUUAAAAAUUAUGUAUUUCAGAAGUUUUAAAUGGAAAUAUUUUCCAUGACUCUCAAUAAUCUUGAUGGUUUGAAUUCCUCCGUAUGCUUAACCAACACUACCAUCAAAUUUUAGAGAGGUUAGAAACAAAAAGAAGUGGAAAAUAUGACCACAGACAUUUUUAUAUACUUAACAUUCAUCUUAAAACAUUUAGUGAAGCUACAUAUUUUUACUUCAAAGGCGUGCUGUUUUAGUUGGAGUAACUGUAUGAAGAGUUGGGCUAAACUAGCAUUAUACAUUCAUGAAGAAUGUCAUGGUUUUCCUGGAAAUGAAAUAUUUGACUAAAAACAAUAAUGCGAUGGUUGUUGUUCCUUUUGUAUGGACAUGAAGCUACUUAUAUUUGAGGCAGUAAACUGCUGAUAUAUUCAGAUGAAGAGAUGGAUAAGCCCAAGAAGAAUUUGGAUUAUUAAAAUCUGACGAAUUUUUGCUAGUCACUAAAGACAAUACCCAGCUUCUCUAGCACUAAUCAGUGUAGGAAAUUGCAAGUCCUGGAUGACUGCUGGCCAUAUGCUUUUCCCCAUUAGACACUGGAUGCAUCCAUUGUGGUAGCAUUCUGCUUAUGGUAUGUAAUAUGGGAUGAAUGGACUUGUCUUUGUCAGGUAAGCUAAGGCCCACCAAGAGGAAGCUACAUAACAGAUAGGAAUAGAAGUUUCCUACAUAGUACAAAACCCACUGGAGUUGUGGCAAAGAAGUGACCCAAGGAAAAAUGGUCUAAGCAGACUUUUGUGCUUGUUUACUAGGUUCGUAACUUUUAACUGCCCCUAAACAAGAUAUUUCUUACUUAUUCAAUACAGUCUGACUUUCAACUGUCAUCCUGAAAGCAAUUGUGUUUUAAUAAAUAACACAAAAUUCUGUUUCUACAUACCAAAGUUUUGUUUUCUUUAAUUUUCUUUGUAUUUACAUUCAGUUAUACAGUUGUCCAUUUCAACCAUUCAUCUUUUGUGUAACAACAAUAUUUUCAUGCAUUCCUUGGGGGUUUAAGCAUAUGAUUUACCAGAAUAACCAGACUUUCUAUGUUAGUUAAGAUUAAACUGUUAUCAGAAACUUCCCAUACUAAAAGUGGUUCCACAACACAAGACAAAAUCACAGGAUGCUAGGGGCUGGAAGGGACCUCUGGAGAUCAUCCAGUCCAACCCCCUGUUAAAGCAGGUUUCCUACAGGAGGAUGCACAAGGAAGUGUCCUGCAGGUUUUGAACAUCUUCAGAAAAGGAGACUCCACAACUUCUCUGGGCAGCCUGUUCCAGUGCUGUCACCCUCCCAGUAAGUAAGGAUGUUCUUUCUCAUGUUCAGAUGGAAAUUCCUGUUUCCCAGUUUGUGCCCAGUUCCCCUUGUUCUGUCACAGGGAACCACCAAAAAAAGCCUGGCCUUAUUUUAUCUGGGCCUCUCAGUCUUUUCCAGGCUGAACAGUCCCACAUCUCUCAGCCUUUCCUCGUCAGGAAGAUGCUUCUCCAGAUCCCAAACUGUAUUUGUGAUACAACUCCCUUGGAUUCUUUCCAGAAAUUCCCUGUCUUUCUUGAACUGGAGAGCCCAGAUCUGGACACUACUCCAGAUGUGGCCUCAUCAGGGCAGAGUAGGGGGGGAAGGGUCACCUCCCUUGCCCUGCUGGCCACACUCUUCAUAGUGCACUCCAGGAUACCCUUGGCCUUCUUGGCCACAAGGGCACACUGCUGGCUCAUGGAACAUCCUAAUCCUGAAAACAGAAAACGGAGCAGGCAUUACAUGUGCUUUAGGAAUGCUCUGGAUAAAUCAACAUCUGCCUUUGCUGAAGCCCUAACAUUUGUUCCAAGUGUCUGCUGUGUCACUGUCCCACAAGUAGGGCAGAUUAAUUUGAAAUUAACUACGUUUGUCUCAAAGGCAUAAUCCAAAAAGGAAGAAAAGAUGUCUUUUGGGAAUAGUUUACAAAGGUUACCACAUUAUCAAAUGGUGUUUCUUGAAGAUCUCUAACUCACAGAAAAAAUCCUGGAAUUUCAUGAUCGUGCUAAAUGGUCCACUGCACAACUCAGGACAAACUUGGAUAAAUAUGAUUGCUAAUUUAUAUAUGAUUGCUGAUUCAAUUUAAAAUCUUGCAUUCAUUACUUGAUUGUCUGAAGUUGGACAAAAGUAGUUUAAUUUAAGAUCUUCCAGCUUUGAACAGAGUUUAUGAGGAGCCAAUAGUCUCCAUUCCGAUGCCAUCAUUUGUUCCAGAUUACAUAGGUGCCAUUAACAGUAAUCAGGACACCAGAUUAAUUUCUUCCUCAUGGAAAUCUCAUCUACUGUGACUUUUAUUGCACAUUUGUCCAGAAAAUGACUUGCAAACCUUUUUUCUUUGAGGGUUUUUUUUUUUUUUUACAGAU
Molecule: messenger RNA, 5528 nt
Organism: Centrocercus urophasianus (Greater sage-grouse)
Lineage: Eukaryota; Metazoa; Chordata; Aves; Galliformes; Phasianidae
Gene: PGR
Product: progesterone receptor
Exons: 8
Coding region: 1-2343 (780 amino acids)
Biological process (GO): regulation of DNA-templated transcription; steroid hormone receptor signaling pathway
Cellular component (GO): nucleus
Molecular function (GO): sequence-specific DNA binding; DNA-binding transcription factor activity; nuclear steroid receptor activity
Source: RefSeq, a predicted model, not a curated record